Molecule: messenger RNA, 1587 nt
Organism: Entrophospora sp. SA101
Lineage: Eukaryota; Fungi; Glomeromycota; Glomeromycetes; Entrophosporales; Entrophosporaceae
Source: the annotation of a GenBank genome assembly
AUGGUUAGUGAUUGGCUUAAGAACUUAUUAAAAUUUCCAAAUAAAUCUAAGCCAAAACAAGCUAAUUAUAAUCAAAAACUUCAAAAGCUUCAAACAGAUUAUCAAAAUCUUCAAACAGAUUGCCAUAAUCUUAAAACAGCUUGUCAAAAUCUUCAAACAGAUCACCAAAAACUUCAAGAGCUUCAAACAGGUUAUCGAAAUCUUCAAACAGAUCACCAAAAACUUCAAGAGCUUCAAACAGAUCAUCUAAAUCUUCAAACAGAUCAUCAUAAUCUUAAAACAACUCAUCAAAAUCUUCAAACAGAUUACCAUAAUCUUAAAACAACUCAUCAAAAUCUUCAAACAGAUUACCAUAAUCUUAAAACGACUCAUCAAAAUCUUCAAACAGAUUACCAUAACCUUAAAACAACUCAUCAAAAUUUUCAAACAGAUUACCAUAAUCUUAAAACAACUCAUCAAAAUCUUCAAACAGAUCAUCAAAAUUUUGAUCAAAAUUUUGAAAAAAAUUAUCAAGAAUCAAAGGCAUUAUUAAAUUUAAAAGAUAAAGAAAUUGAUUAUUUGAAAAAAGCCAAUGAAAAAUUAAAGAAAGAGGCUAUCAAAUAUCAAUCAGCUUUGGGUGAUGCAACAAGUUUUCAACUAGGAAGUCAAGAUUCCAAUAGUGCUGGUCAAUUAUCAAAAGACAUACGCAAUUUACAUAAAAAUUUAGAUAAAUUUUGUGGGUUGAAAAAAGGUAUUGAAAUUAAUGAGUCAGAAGUAAAAGAAUUAUUGAAAAAAUUUGGUUGUUCAAUCACCGAUAAGAUACGUAAUAGUAAAAACGUGAUUUCUGGCGCAUUAGAGCGUCACGUGAUCGAAUACAUCAUUGAAAAAACCAAAAAUUACCUCGAAAAGAAUGACAAUGAUGACAAAAAUGAUGACGGGAAAUACAACAAAAAGGAUGCCGAAAAACACAAGGAAAAUGAUGAUAAAAAAUGCAACAAAAAUAAUAGCGAAAAGGAUUACAAAACACAGCAACAAAGUUUGGAAAGUUUGGAAGUCGAAAUAGUCGAGACAACAGAACAACUAUUGAAAUUGACACAUUCAAUUUCAAUAAAUCGCGCAGGAACUGAAGAAGUUAGCAAAGCUACUUCAACAAAAUUACGUCAACAAAUUUAUGGUGUCCUUGGAAAUCGUGGAUUUUCCAAUAUUAUUGUAGACAAAGAAAACAAAAAACAUCCAUUGAUUGCAGUGUUACAAAAAGAUAUUUUAAAUUUAAUGAAUCGUUAUCGUACAAUUAAAAAUCCAGAAAAGUUGUCAGAAAUUGAAAGCAUAAUUGAUGAAAUUGUUAGGCAAGUUGUUAGUAUAUUUUUUUUCAGAUUAAAAGUACAAGAGCCUGUUGCCGAUUGGAAAUUUUUUGAAAAUAAAACAAGCAUCAAUACUAUUGUGAUGGAAGCACCUUGGGAUGAAAAUGAGCUUGAAGAUUUACAUGUUGAUAUUUGUGCAUUUCCAAUAAUUGGAUCUAAUCUUUGUGAAGCUGACAAAGUUGAUGAAAAUUUGAAAGUAAUCUUUCCAGCACAAAUUAUCACAAAUAAUCCUACUAGAAGUCAUUAG